AAUGAUCGGGUAAUUUAAAUAUAAAUCCAUAGGAAAUAUGUUCUAAUUAAUAUUAUUAAUAGUAAUAGCUUUCAGAGUUUUACUUUUAUAUAAUUAUUAUGAAGUAAUUCUAACAAUGCAACUAUGCGAUACAUUAUUUUUACUGUAACUUAGUUAAUAGCAUCAAAUCUUAGAAUAUACAUCGUGAUAAUUACACUGCUGCGCCAAAUUCUCACUAAAACAAAUUGGCGACAUAUAUAUGUAUAUACAAUUAGCUAUUUUCGUGGCGUCCUUUUAUAACUUCUGCUCUGAGCGUCCACGACAAAUUUCUCAGAUUCUAAUGCAACAUGACAAAAUCUUACCUAAUAUGUCCGCUCUACAUUUUAACAAUGGCAGUGGUUCCUGUAUGGUUAGCGUUUCCGCCUAGUUUAAGAUACCCGCUGCCGAUAGCUAUUAACAAAAUUACCGCAGUUAACUUUACAUGCGAUUCUGAUAACUUCAAUGUUUCUGUUUCUACGCAUCUACCAUUUAAAGGGCUUCUGUUUGCCAAAGAUUUUGCGCAGGAGUGUAAAUCGACAGGUGAUUUGUCCAACAAAAUCUUCAUAAGUUUACAUACUUCAGGAUGCGGGGUGCGGCUAAGCUCCAGUUCAACUGAAAACGGAGAUAUCCAAAUGUUUUAUACAGUAAAUUUAGUGAUACAACAAGACAGGCAUUUAAGGCAAAUAAGCGAUCAAGAAAAAAUUGUAAAAUGCCAGCUAAAGGACGAAGACCUUUUACUAAAAAGUAAAGCUUUAGAAAAGACUUUAACCAAUGAAAUAUUAGGAAUCAAAUUGCAUCAAAGAGUCGGACGUAUGAAAGACGAGGGUUGGUCGAAGGAACUAGAAGGAAAACAACUUGAGGAAGAGAUAAACGUAGCUCUAUCUGCUGCACGAGCUUGGAUGGAGAUAGUUCCUGAAAAUUCAGAAGAUAAGGGUUACGACACUUUACAAGUUGGCGAAACUGCUUUGUUAAGUGUCAAAUCAACGUUACCAGCUGGGAUUGGUUGGAAAGUAGUGGAUUGCGUUGCUCAUGACGGUUUGGGUGACUCAUCACAAAAGCUUCUCGAUGAACAUGGAUGCCCUGUGGACGAAUCCUUGAUGCCGGCGCUGAUUUAUGGACCAAUUAGACCAAUAGCAUUGAUGCAUCACCAAGAAGCCUCUACGAGAUUUCCUGCAUUCAAAUUUCCAGAUAGAGAUAGACUGCAUCUGUCCUGUGGAUUACAGCUUUGCAAGGGACCAUGUCCAAAGGCAAAAUGUGACAAUCAAACAGAUGAAAUUCGAAGUCCCAGAGGUUUUUCCCAAAUCACAGAAGGUGAAAUCUUGGAUAGAUUAGAAGUGUUUAACAGUGUCGAAGUAAUUGCGCCAGAAAUCGACGAUCUUAGAAGUGGAGAUAAACUUCAGAGUGGUAAGUGGAAGAAUUGGAUUUGGAAAGGAGUUGUAUAUAGUUCUUUAGUCUACUUUAGUUCUAAGCUAUGUGUAAAAAGCAAUCUUUGUAAACCUAUUUUGUACAUAAAUACAUAUUGGCACUUAGUCUAUUUUCUUUUCCUUUCGCACAUUUCUCUAUCCUUUUUCGUUGAUGAAAUAUUAAUUUAA
Psylliodes chrysocephalus is the source of this 1610-nucleotide messenger RNA. NCBI's taxonomy places the organism in Eukaryota, Metazoa, Arthropoda, Insecta, Coleoptera, Chrysomelidae. The record is from the annotation of a GenBank genome assembly.